This is a messenger RNA of Boleophthalmus pectinirostris (great blue-spotted mudskipper), 4487 nucleotides long. It is a transcript of the gene esrra, whose product is annotated as estrogen-related receptor alpha. The record is from RefSeq and is a predicted model, not a curated record. Gene Ontology annotation, biological process: regulation of DNA-templated transcription. The transcript has 7 exons. NCBI's taxonomy places the organism in Eukaryota, Metazoa, Chordata, Actinopteri, Gobiiformes, Gobiidae. Gene Ontology annotation, cellular component: nucleus. Gene Ontology annotation, molecular function: nuclear steroid receptor activity; sequence-specific DNA binding; steroid binding. Bases 952 to 2253 code for a protein of 433 amino acids.
UGCAAAAUUAUAUUCAAGAGUAAAGCAAGUACAAAAACUACUUAAAAAAAACUUUAAAACUCUUAAAAACAGAAAUGUUUAAUGUAAUCUUCUAAACAAGAAAGAGAUAAUUAAGAAAGAGAUAAUUUCAUGAUCUAUUCAUGCAAUAGUUGAACCUCAAUCAAGACAUUUACAGGCCAAUUUUAGCAUUUUUUGAUGCUUCGUUAAAAUAUUGUCUUAUAUCGUUAGCGAGACUCCUAGCUCGCAUACAAUUUUGGUUCAAAUCAAUGUUGCUGAUAAUCCAAACAAAAUCCAUUAUGCACCAUGCUAUUCUAACCACAUUCUGAGUGAAGACUGAUGCAGAAGAUUAAUAUGCUUACCGUUGUGCAGUGGUUGAUAACCUUCUACAAAGGAGAGGUGCACAGUGCCUGGAAAAGUCACCUUGGAUUUCCAGAUCAUCUGAAGAACAGACACACGUUGACUGAAAACUAAAUAAGACAUCACUUUGAAGGGGAAAAAAGGGCAAAAUAAAUCUUAUCUGUUCAUUAUUAAGUGGAAUAGAGACAGUUAAAUGUAUUCAUUAUUAAGUAAACCAUGACAACAAGAGCACUUUAUGGGUCUCUUUCAUUACAGAUUUAUAUUUAUCCAAGUUCUAUAUUUAGUAAUUAGUUUAAUGUUAAUCAACUAGCUGUAUUUGGUACUACAUAAUGAAACAAUAGAGUGUGUGUGGGGUGAAACAAAGUGCUCAAAGUGGUGUUGGCUGUAAAUAAAGAGAAGAGCACAGUAAAAAGUUAGUUGAGCCUUUAUUACCUCCCAGCUGUUUUAUAGAAAACCGACGGUAGCCCGGCCCAUCACAACACAAUCAACCCGACACGAGUUAGCCAAGCAAGGGGCAAAAAUCUUAUAAAUCUGAAUAAUGAAAUCGGAAGUGCAAGCCGAUAAUUGAAACUAGGCAGCGUCACGUCAGGCAUCAUGUCUUCCAGAGAGCGCCGUUCUGACGUCUACAUAAAGGCAGAGCCCAGCAGUCCAGAGGGAGGUGGAGGAGGGCGCACCAGUCCCGGUGGAGCCUCCUCAGACUCAUCACAGAGUGGAGGUGGAGGCACCAGAGGAGACAGUGCAAAGCGGUACUCUCCUCCUCUCUACACCCCAGCUUUACGUUGUCACUUUAAGGAUGAAGGUGGUGAUGUAGCAGAAGAAGGCUCCACUGGAAAUGGGGCUGGUCGCUGCAAGUACGCCCUCAGUACACUACCCAAACGGCUGUGUUUAGUUUGUGGUGAUGUUGCCUCUGGUUACCACUAUGGUGUUGCCUCAUGUGAAGCCUGCAAAGCCUUCUUCAAGAGAACCAUCCAAGGUAACAUUGAGUACAGCUGUCCAGCAUCAAAUGAGUGUGAAAUCACAAAAAGGCGUAGAAAGGCUUGCCAGGCAUGCCGCUUCACCAAGUGCCUCAAAGUAGGCAUGUUAAAAGAGGGUGUUCGCCUUGAUAGAGUCAGAGGUGGAAGACAAAAGUACAAGAGACGCCCGGAUGUGGAAAAUGCUACAUACCAGAAUGCCCCAUUACCCCUCACCAAGGAGAGUGAAAAAGGUUCCUCCAACAUCAUUGUGUCCCAUCUGCUUGUGGCAGAGCCAGAAAAAUUAUUUGCCAUGCCUGAUCCUCUGCAGCCUGACACAGCUCAGCGUACACUAACUACCCUCUGUGACCUGGCCGACCGAGAACUGGUCGUCAUCAUCGGCUGGGCUAAACACAUUCCUGGCUUCUUGUCACUGUCUCUGGCAGACCAGAUGUCGGUGCUGCAGUCCGUUUGGUUGGAGGUGCUGGUUUUGGGUGUUGCUUAUCGUUCCCUGGGCUGUGAGGAUGAGGUAGUGUUUGCAGAGGACUUUGUCCUUGAUGAAGAGAUGUCACGAGCUGCGGGACUCACUGAGCUAAAUGCAGCUAUUAGUCAACUGGCCCGACGCUUCCGCGCCCUCAACUUGGACCGGGAGGAGUUUGUUAUGCUAAAAGCCAUAGCUCUUACCAACUCAGAUUCUGUUUACAUUGAGGACAUGGAAGCUGUGCAGAAGCUGCGGGACCUACUGCACCAAGCUCUGCUGGAGCUUGAAUGUCAGCGACGCCCAGACGACCCCCAGCGGGCCGGACGCCUCCUUUUAACAUUGCCUCUAUUAAGACAGACUGCAGGCCGUGCACUCACCACCUUCUACAGCAUUAAGACACGAGGAGGGGUACCCAUGCACAAACUAUUCCUGGAAAUGCUGGAAGCCAUGAUGGACUCUCCUUAGAGCAGAACAGAAGUGACUUUGUGAGACCAACAGAGAUAUUCAAGAGGAAGAAGAAAUAACACUAGGGAAUAAUUAAGCAGCAGAACAUUCCCCUUUGAGCUGCGAUAAAAGUAGUCCAAGAACUUUGUUUUGCUACUUUUGGCGAGAUGGUCAUCGGCAAACUUGGUUAUGUGGCUUCUAAAUGAUUAAUAACUACCAAUGUAGGAACCCCACCUGACCUACUACUUCAUUUUGUAUUCACAACAAUGAACCACUGGAGGAGCUGCAAACUGUAAUCACGGCUAUAAGACUUAUAUCAAUGCAAUCUCCUCAUAGAAGCCAUAAUAAAAUGUUUUAAGCAAAAGAGGGUCCAGUGAAGGGUCAGACUGACAUGCACAUAAAGUGCUUGUAUUCACUGUAGAUUAGUGUGCCAUUGUAGGCAAAUUCAUAGGAAUUACUUGCAAUAUAGUAAAAGCAAUAUAAUGGCUUAAUUGUUGUCACAUUUAAAAUGUGGAUAAAGGAUUAGAUUUUCAUGUCCAUAUACAGUUGUUUACAACUGCUCAAAACUCCAAGAGCUGUUUGUUUGGGCUUGAAUUGCUGGUUUAUAGAUGCAGAGCUCAGCUUUGAAACCAGAGCUGUAAACCUUUUGUGUACAACAUAAUGCUUUAUAAAACUGUGCAAUUGAAGAGAUCUGUUGAUGUGCGUAUAAAUAUAAAAAAAUAUAUGCACAGAUAAUGAGUUUUAUCCAUAGUAAUAUAUUCACUGUAGUUUCUAUAAAUCCCACUGCCAAACUGAGUAGGUGGAGGUGAUAUGUCCAAAACAGUGACCCCCCUGUGGAGGCAGGAGCAAAAGGUGAUGCUUGCUUUUUUUAAUUUUAUUUUUUAAAAUAUUUUUUGUUUAAAAUUUUCAUUUGAACAGCGAUACUUUUUAGAAUCUGUACAAGUGUAGGUGACUGGUUUGGUAAGUCCUGUAUGUAUAAUAGAUCCAGGAGGUUGUAACAGUUUUCUGCAGCAAGUAAUGGAGUGUUUUAAAUUAGAAUCCUUUUAUGUCCUUUACAUUGGUCGAACAACAUGCCUGUACAGUAAUGCGUUCAGGGCAACAUAGAAAGUUAAAGAAAAACUAUGAUACAUUUUAGAUGUUAACAUUUUGUCAACCCUUAAAUCCCUCUUUCAGUUUUUUAAUUUCACAGUUGACUGUCAUUAUGAGAGUUUCAAAUUACUUCUUCUGCUAUCUGAUAUGAACAUCAGAUAAGCAAUACUGUACGUAGAGGCCCAGGGGCCAGUAGUUACUUAGCCAUCCACAGUUCCAUUUAAAUUGGUAAAAACAUGCAAUUUAUUAUGGAAGAAUAAAGCCAGCAGAUGUUCUAAAUGUCCCUGUUAUUUGUACUGUGUCCAUGCAACUUUUGGCGUACUAAAAUUUGUAUAAAGCGACUAAACUGCAUUCAUGUGAAGGUAUUUUUACUUCAGAAUCAGCACUGUUUUGGGUUUGGUACUGCGAUUAAGCUGAUCAAACUGAAUGUUUUGAAUUCUUUUUUUUUUUUUUUUUUUUUUUUUUUUAUAUAUAAGUUGUAUCUUUGUUGAACAUGAUUGUCUGGGAUCAGGCUACAGGGCUACCUCAGAAGGCAGUGUGCCAGAUGGCCAAACAACUAGUGUUUUUAUUUUGUUCAGGUAUUUGAUGUUUGGAAUUCAUCUCUCAAGCUAAAUUUCUCUUGUUUUCAUUUCUUACAGCAUCUUCACUGAACAUGGUGUGACAUUUCACAUAAUGUCUGCUUACAUUCUACAAUAUCUAUUACGUUAUUCAGUAUAUCAUCUUGGACAGUAGCUCAGAGCACUGCAGGUCAUAUAUUACAAGUUCUAAACUACUAUGAAUCUUCUCCAUUCUUUUUUUUUUUCUAUUUUUAAUUUCACUUUCAUAUUUUCUACAACAAACAGCAGGAUAAUGUUCACUAAUACACAUCACAGGUUUCGUUUUCAAUAUCAGUCAGAAUCUGGAUGUUGAGCCUGGUUCACUUUGUAUGUUGGUGGGUGAGAUUGGAAGAGGGCAAACUAAGUCAUUUGUAGGGUCUAUAUAAUAUGUGCGCAUUAAAAUAAAUGAGCAAUACAAUAAUUUACCAAACCUCAUAUUCUUGUAUAGCAUCAGUGCAAAUUUAACAUGGCAAGCUAUGAUAAAGAAUAGCUACUUAUUAUGUAGUGCUUCAAAUCAAUGUUUGUACUUUGAAAGACUAUUUAAUUGAUUAAAUUCUAUUUUUUACUCAA